Mesorhabditis belari is the source of this 492-nucleotide messenger RNA. Lineage: Eukaryota; Metazoa; Nematoda; Chromadorea; Rhabditida; Rhabditidae. The record is from the annotation of a GenBank genome assembly.
AUGAUUAACAACUAUGUUUGCUUGUGUUAUCCCGGUUUAUCUGGAAAUUACUGUAAUGAAACUGACACCACGUCCGGGGAUCCGUGCUCGAGUUCGCCGUGUCAGAUUCGUCCUCCUCAAUCACCAUUCUUCAAUUGUUCCUGUCAACCGGGAACCUCUGGGCAAUUAUGUGAAAUUAAAUCAACGGUGGAACAAGAAGUGCAAAGUCGUGAGGGACAAGACGAUGGUGUCGGCGACGACGAUGACGGCCUCAAAGUCUGCGACCAGUUUGCCAUCGCCAUUCAAGAGUGCGGGAUGCCGCUCGGACCCGGCCGAAAACCAAUUACAGCCAGCGACCACUUCGCGACGUUGCCAUAUUCUCGGAGCAUCAUCGGUAACUGUGCUCGCUAUGUGUUUUACUAUGAAACCGUAUCGAAUCGCGAUCAAAAGGGGAUUUCAUUCAACGAUUCCUCCAACGAAAAGAUCAAAAAUUUGCUUUUGCCAAAGAGUCUG